Molecule: messenger RNA, 1032 nt
Organism: Naumovozyma dairenensis CBS 421
Lineage: Eukaryota; Fungi; Ascomycota; Saccharomycetes; Saccharomycetales; Saccharomycetaceae
Product: SDR family oxidoreductase
Exons: 1
Coding region: 1-1032 (343 amino acids)
Molecular function (GO): oxidoreductase activity, acting on the CH-OH group of donors, NAD or NADP as acceptor
Source: RefSeq, a predicted model, not a curated record
AUGUCUGUCUUUAUUUCUGGUGCUACAGGUUUUAUUGCCCAACAUAUAAUCAGUCAACUUUUAGAACAAAACUUCAAAGUCAUUGGUUCUGUUAGGUCCCAAAGUAAGGCUGACAAACUCUUAGGACAAUUCAACGGAAACAAAAAUCUUUCUUUCGAAAUAGUUGAGGAUAUCUCCGAUUUAACAGCUUUCAAUGAAGUUUUUGCUAAACAUGGAAAGGAGAUUAAAUAUGUAUUACAUACCUCAUCUCCCUUCUUCACUGACUGUGAUGAUUAUGAGAAGGAUUUAUUGGUACCAGCUUUGAAUGGUACGAAAGGUAUUUUGCACUCGAUCUUGAAAUAUGCUGCUGAUACAGUUGAACGUGUCGUCAUUACAUCAAGUGUUGCUGCCAUGUUCGACUUCACAAAAGAUUUGGAUCCAUCGUAUUCUUACAACGAAAACACUUGGAACCCAGAUUCAUAUGAAGACGCUUUAAUUGACGGUGGUCAUGCUUAUAACGGCUCCAAAAAGCUUGCUGAAAAAUAUGCUUGGGAUUUUGUUGAAGAACAUAGAAAUGAAAUUAAGUUCAAACUAACUACUGUUAACCCUUCUUAUGUUUUUGGCCCACAACGUUUCGAUGAAAAUGUUAGUUCUAAGUUGAAUACGUCCUGUGAGCUUAUUCACAAGUUAAUGCUCUCUUCCGCUGAUGAUAAAGUAGAUAACUCCUUUGUUGGAUCCUUUAUCGAUGUACGUGAUGUCGCAAAGGCUCAUCUGCUAGCUUUCCAAAGACCAACUUUGAUAGGGAAGAGGUUGCUUUUAAUUUCAAGUAGAUUCAAUGCACAGGAUAUUCUUGAUGUUAUGAACGAAGAUUUUCCAAGUUUAAAGGGGAGAAUUCCAGUUGGCAAACCUCAAAGUGGUGCUUUACAUAACUGGAAAGGUUCUUUUGCUGACAACUCAAAGACAAAGGAAUUGUUAGGAUUCGAGUUUAUGCCCUUAAAGAAAAGUAUUGAUGAUACGGUCACACAAAUUUUGAAACAUGAACACAAUUUAUGA